CUUCACCGUUUUGAGGUUCUGAAGAAGGGCGGCUCUAGCUGCGACCAAUUGGACAGCAACGCAGAGCCGGGAUGCACAAUCUCAAAGCGUGCCACCACCAAGCAUUGGCAGGCCAAUGAGAACAAAAAGUACAAUGAAGCAACCUAAAUGAUGCAUAGAGAGCUGCCAUGUAACUGAUGGGAGGCUCAAAACUACCCCUUGAUCUAUUCACAAAGAUGAGUUCGCAUGGUAAAUCAAUGAAGGGCUACAGGUCUCUGCGCAGUCUAAUGUUUUCUCUUAUCCUCUUGUCAUCAACGAUCGAUGUAGCAUUCUGUAUGCCAGCUCAAUUGCUCCCGACAGGGCUGCUCCAAUCUUUCUUGACCCCAAUGCAAGAAGAUGGAAAGGCGCCAGGUUUUGGGGUAGAAACUUCCAAGACUGGACUUCGAUUCCACAAUCCGCUAGAGGAGAUCAAUGUGGAGAGCAUGGUGGUACAGAUCAAUGAGGAAGUGCAGCUCUCCGUCACGCCCCAGGUCGUGCCGGAGAAUGCUGGCUGGGUGACUGUGUCCUGGAGAAACGUGGACGAGCCAUCAAGUCUUGAUUGGAUUGCAGUGUACGUGCCGGCUGAUGCGGACCCUACGCUCACUGCCCCCAUCAAGUUCAAGAUGGCAGUCACUGACCCUGGACACCUUGCAAGUGGCAGUGGGAGCGUCAGGUUCCGAUUGAUAAACAUGAGGGCCGAUGUUCGGUUUGCCUUCUUCCGUGGAGGCUUGAAGGCGCCGCAUCUGGCGGCUUGGAGUCAGGCAGUGGUGUUCGCCGACCCAGAUCGACCCAUGGGGGUGCACUUGGCCCUGACCGGGACCCCCGGCGAGAUGCUCGUCAGUUGGACUACGAAAGAGCGCGGGGAGGAGCCAGAGGUGCAUUGGGGGCAGCGCCCGGGGCAGCUGACGAACAGAGCCCGUGCCGAGACUACCACACACAGCCUAGGCGACAUGUGUGGGGGUCCUGCGAAAUCGGUCGGUUGGAUCGACCCCGGGCACUUCCACUCGGCGCUCAUCAGUGGGCUGCUCCCGGAGGAGACCGUGUACUAUCGGGUUGGCGAAGCGGGGCGGAAUCUGAGCGACGAGUUCCGCUUUGUUGUAGCUCCACAGGUCGGCCCCACGUCGGACGUUUGCAUUCUGGCGUACGGCGACAUGGGCCAGGCGGAGGCGGACGGCGCCAAGGACCCCAACGACCAGGAGGAGCCGUCGCUGGACACCAUGGCGCGCAUGCUGGCGGACCCGUUUGUUUCGGGGGGGUCGAAAUGGCAGGGCAAGCAGAGGGGGGAGAGUGGACGACCCGCGCAAGCGCCGUACAUGACGCUGAUUGGGAACCACGAGGUAGACUGGCCCGCAUCCGGCUCCCUCUUCGAGGGCUACGACUCCGGAGGGGAAUGCGGCGUCGCAUACUCUCGUCGACUCCCCAUGCCAGCCCCCAGAUUAGACUCUUCAGGUUUCCCACCGGGUCAAAGUGCCUUGUUGCUGAAGAGCCUGUGGGGCGGAAAUGCGCCCGGCGGAAGUGGCCGGGUGGGCAGGAUCCGAGCUCCCUGGUACAGCUUCGACCACGGGAUGGUGCACCUGGUCAUGAUGAGCACGGAGCACGACUUCAGGCGAGGCUCAGAGCAGUACGCCUUUCUGGCGGCCGAUCUGGCCGGUGUGAACAGGCUCCGGACGCCGUGGGUGGUGUUCAACGGGCACCGUCCGAUGUACAUUGAUUCUAUCAACGACGACGAACCGGACGGGGACCUGCCGGUGGGGCGGGAGCUGAAGCGCUGGAUCGAGCCGCUGUUGCGAGAGUACAAGGUCGAGUUGGCGCUCUGGGGUCACCACCAUAGCUACCAGCGCACGUGCCCCGUGUAUCAGGACCGCUGCAUACGAGCAAAUGCGGAUGACAGCUUUGCGGCGACAGUUCAUUUGGUUAUCGGCAUGGGGGGCGCAGGCACGUGCCUCAACAUCAAGCCGGUGGCCCCUGGCUGGACCGAGUACGUCAACGUCGAGCAACACGGUUACCUGCGCAUGACGGUGAACGAGACACGACUCCUCUUCGAGUUCAUUGGGAACAACGAGGGCUCUGUUCUCGACUCGGGCGUUCUGACGAAAGCGCCGUGAUGCGGAGCAACAUUCAGGGCUGAAAAUGGGCGGAGUUGGCGCACUCAGACUAAGCACGCACCGCUAUUGUUGAGACUGCGUUUGCAGGCGGACGGCAACACGUCACUGUAAGUAAAACCUUCUUGAGUUGAACAGACUAACUUACUGGCACUCACUGCGAGUUGACGGGCUUUCCGUACAACUAAGCUCCGUGGGUUGAGGCGAGCUAAGCGGAUGAUAGCGACAUGCCGACUUCGAUCGGACUUUUCGAAUUCACACUUUCAGCAUCUGCAGCGCCUUUCUUAAAGAUUGCCGAAAAGUGACAAGUGGUAAAGCUGGAAGAGACUUACAUGCGUGCAUUGAGAUUAUGGGUACGUUCUUCUGUAUUUAAACUGCGCUUUCAUCAGAUUCCCUUUGAAAGCGGGUUGAAACGCCAUGCGACUUGCUUUGUCCCCUUCGAUCGACAGACGCCACCUUCUACAAAGACCGACAUGGCCAGCAGGCGGCAUGUCAGUGCAGCGAAUGGCCCGAGCAGUAUGUAUCGAGCCUCAAAAGACUUUGAUUGCAACGGCCUCCUGAAUUGUAGCCAGGCAACUUUGUGCAUUCAAUGUUGAGCAGUACGCUGAUCUAGAUGCACUAGCUCUUGCGAGAGCUCUGUUGCGCAGACAAGGCGCAAUCACAGGACCCCUAGGCUUGGGUCAUUGCAUAUAUGCACAU
This is a messenger RNA of Klebsormidium nitens, 2819 nucleotides long. The record is from the annotation of a GenBank genome assembly. Lineage: Eukaryota; Viridiplantae; Streptophyta; Klebsormidiophyceae; Klebsormidiales; Klebsormidiaceae.